Messenger RNA from Sinocyclocheilus anshuiensis, 1207 nucleotides. Its product is annotated as E3 ubiquitin-protein ligase RNF130-like. Lineage: Eukaryota; Metazoa; Chordata; Actinopteri; Cypriniformes; Cyprinidae. The transcript has 5 exons. The record is from RefSeq and is a predicted model, not a curated record. The annotation marks the transcript as partial.
CAUUUUGAGAUGAUGGUGAUGUGGCCCCGUCCUUCCCUCCCACUGAUCUGAUCUCAGCGUGCGAGAGACGCGCUGCUUCGCCCAUGCGCACACGCGUACGGCUCAGUUUUGGGAAGGAAAAAAGGCGAGCAGAACUCAUCGGUCUGCCUAUGGCCGAACGAGCCACGGCGCUGUGAACACCACAAAGAGACAGUUUGACUGUAAAUAAUACAGGUGGAAGCGACCGAGCAGGGGAAGCGACGCAUGGCUCUUCAUAUGAACGUUGUGGCUUGAGAGGAGGACAGUAUGUUUACAUGAGGGCUCUUGAGACAGAGCGCUGACCGUUGAAAGAUUCGCAGAGUCGGGUAGCGUUGAUCGGUGAAGACAUUGCCGAAGAUGCUGAAGAGAUUGGCCGCGCCGGCGUCAUGCAGCAGCUGCCUUCUCGCCUUCCUCCUCGCCUUCGUCUCGCCCAGGUAUACGCUGUCGAUCGGUGCCGACAAAACUAUGGUGAACAAGGAGGAUUAUUAUAGCGCCACGGUCAACGCCACCGUUUUGGACCAUAAAGGCAAUCCUCAACAGAUGGUGACGAAGAAUGACGGGCGGUACGGGCAGAAUUCCCCCAAAACAGAGGCGAAAGGGAUCGUGAUCGCACCUGCUGCUGUUAAUGGGGAGGUGGAUUUGCAAGGCUGCUGUCCACACAUCCGGUUUGUAGUCCCUCCGAAAACCACACACUGGGUGGCCAUUAUGCAGAGAGGGAAGUGCACCUUCAAGGAGAAGAUCCUUAAGGCAGCUGCAUUUAAUGCCUCGGCUGUCAUUAUCUACAAUAACAGCACCAAAGAGGACACAGUCACGAUGGCUCAUGAAGGCACUGGAGACAUAGUGACAGUAAUGAUCACGGAGUCCUUUGGAAAGGAGAUUCUGGGUUUUCUGGAGAAGAACCAGACUGUGUUUGUAUCCGUGAUGGUGGGGUCACGAGGACUGCCCAAGAACAUCAACCGUGGCUCCUUGGUGUUUGUCUCCAUCUCCUUUAUCGUACUGAUGAUUAUCUCCUCUGCUUGGCUGAUCUUCUACUUCAUCCAGAAGAUCAGAGACACCAGCGCUCGGGACCGCAGUCAGCGACGGCUGGGCGAUGCUGCCAAGAAGGCCAUUAGCAAGCUGACUACCAGGACAGUAAAAAGAGGGGACAAGGUGAGGUCUUUUGACGUCAUUGCUUGUUUACUUUUCUCAG